Messenger RNA from Hydra vulgaris (swiftwater hydra), 1229 nucleotides. Its product is annotated as BRISC and BRCA1-A complex member 2. Gene Ontology annotation, biological process: double-strand break repair. NCBI's taxonomy places the organism in Eukaryota, Metazoa, Cnidaria, Hydrozoa, Anthoathecata, Hydridae. Gene Ontology annotation, cellular component: BRISC complex; BRCA1-A complex. The record is from RefSeq and is a predicted model, not a curated record.
GUUUUGUUUUUAUAGUAAUUUUUUUUAAAUACUAGCUUAAUGGCUUUAAAUAUAUUUCACCAAAUAAAUCAGUUAAAAAAGCUCAUUUUGGGAGUACAAAAUGAUAGUGUUCAAAUUUCAAUGGAUAGAUCAGUAAAUUACUGCAAAAGGGCUGCACAAACCUAUUGGCAUAUUGAUUAAAAUGGUUAUGCAAGUUGAAAAUGAUGAAAAUGUGUUUGACAUAUCUUUUUCAUUUGCUAGUUCUGCUAUAUGUUGGCAAGUGAUAUACAAUAAAGAUCAUCUUGAUCUAGCUCCUGAUAUCAUAGUUGAUGAAUCAUUUGAUCCUGAAAUCAAAGAUUUAAAUAGCUUUAAAAAUUGGAGCAACCAUGAUGAUUCAUUAUAUAAAAUGAUUAAAGAAUUACAUAAUUUGUUUUUGAUUCAUCAACAAAAACUUCUAACUAAAUACGAAAGCUUAUAUUCAGAGCUACAAGAAUUUAUAUCCAAUUCAAAAGUAGCUUGUGAAGUGAGUCUUAUAAAAGAUGAGUCAGGGAAUGAUGUUGUCAUGGUUUUAAUUCCUUUAAAAAUUGACAGUACAAUUUUACCAGAAUAUAUCAAAAUGGAGAACAACAUCAAUUGUGGAUGCUUGUUUUUAGAGUAUUCUUCUGAAAAUUUAUCUGUUGUUAAACCAUCAUUAAAACUAUUGAAAUCAAUUGAAAGUGCUCUUAGUGGAGUUGAAAAUCUGCGAAUACCUUCUUAUGUUGGUGCCACGCUGUUGUCAUAUUUUGAAAAUAUAAAUGAACUGUUAACAAGUUCGAUUAAAUUUGUUGGUCUCCGUUUUAAAAAAAGAAAAGAUUUAAUUGUUGAAAUGCUUUCAAACUGGUUAGGUUGCGUGAUUGAAUAUGAUAACAGAAGAUUCUUUGAUGCAUCUUUUCUAAUAUCAAUAAAUGAUUUUUAUUUUGUCUUUAAAGUGAUCCUUUCUGAGCAUUACCCAUUGGAGCAACCAAUAUUAGUUAUGCAAUCUAUUUACAAUAUCCAAAGUAAAAAUGUGCACACAUUUUUUCUUGCUGAUUUAAAUUUUAAUCCUCAAAUGGAAGAAAAUGAAAUUUUGGAAAACAUCAAAAAAUGUAUGGUGGAUAAUAUAGAAGCCUUUAAACGAAGCUGUUUCAAGAAAUAAAAUCUAAAAAUAAAAAUAAAAGUGAGUUAAAAAAAAAAAAGAUAUUUCUUUGAUGAAAUCGCUAAACAACAUUUGA